Messenger RNA from Rubroshorea leprosula, 2311 nucleotides. Lineage: Eukaryota; Viridiplantae; Streptophyta; Magnoliopsida; Malvales; Dipterocarpaceae. The record is from the annotation of a GenBank genome assembly.
GGUUUUCCUAUCUGGGUUUUUGAUUUCAGCUUCUGGGUAUCUCUUUUCAUGGCGUCUUCUUCUUCUCUGGCAUCUCCGUUGUGCACCUGGCUGGUGGCCGCCUGCAUGUCCGUCGCGUGCGACAAGGACCCGUCACGGUCUGCAAUGCUCCAUUCCUUCUCCGCCUCCAAGAGACUCAGCCACUGCGCUCGUAGAAAGAAGAUUCUCGCUCAAUGCGGGAGUCAAUUCAGCAACUGGAGCUGCAACCGUAACGGAGGAGGCUUGAUUUCUUCUUUUUGUGGAUCCAGCAUUCAAGGAUUGAUGAGCUCUUGCUUGGCGUUUGAGCCCUGCAAUGAGUUCUAUAACUCCAAAGGGGUUUCUUCCCUCGGGUUUUUUGGUGACAAUGGUGGCUUAUAUUCUCUAUUUGGAUCCAAGAACGUUGCUGUGAAACGCAAGCAGAGGAGACUGAAUCGAGCUGCUUUUUCCGCAGAAGCCAUGGCUGUAGCAGUGGAACCUGCAAAGGAAAUCACUACAAAGAAAAAACCUCCCAUGAAGCAAAGACGAGUAGUCGUUACAGGGAUGGGUGUUGAGACUCCACUUGGACAUGAUCCUGAUGUCUUCUAUAAUAAUUUGCUUAACGGUGUCAGUGGUAUAAGUGAAAUUGAGACUUUUGACUGCACCCAGUAUCCAACGAGAAUUGCUGGAGAGAUCAAAUCUUUCUCGACUGAUGGCUGGGUUGCACCAAAACUUUCUAAGCGGAUGGAUAAAUUUAUGCUUUACAUGCUGACUGCUGGUAAGAAAGCCUUGGCAGAUGGUGGGAUUACUGAAGAUGUAAUGAAAGAGUUAGAUAAAUAUAAAUGUGGAGUUUUGAUUGGCUCAGCAAUGGGUGGCAUGAAGGUUUUCAACGAUGCUAUUGAAGCUUUGAGGAUAUCUUAUAAGAAAAUGAAUCCUUUCUGUGUUCCAUUUGCUACUACAAAUAUGGGCUCUGCUAUGCUUGCAAUGGAUUUGGGAUGGAUGGGUCCAAACUAUUCAAUUUCCACUGCUUGUGCCACUAGCAACUUUUGCAUAUUGAGCGCAGCAAACCAUAUUAUUAGAGGAGAAGCUGAUGUGAUGCUUUGUGGGGGAUCUGAUGCAGCAAUCAUACCAAUUGGCUUGGGAGGAUUCGUUGCAUGCAGAGCACUUUCACAGAGGAAUAAUGACCCUACCAAAGCUUCCCGCCCUUGGGAUAUGGUAUUUUUCAAUAACUCAGCUUUCAGGCCUGCUUUUAUAUCUCAAAACUCUAUAGACAAGGAGAGUAAAAGGAACAAUGGCCUAAUGAAGCUAAAUCGUGAUGGAUUUGUCAUGGGGGAAGGAGCUGGAGUUUUGCUUUUAGAGGAAUUGGAGCAUGCCAAGAAAAGAGGUGCAACUAUUUAUGCUGAAUUUCUAGGUGGUAGCUUUGCUUGCGAUGCUUAUCACAUGACUGAGCCACGUCCUGAUGGAUUUGGUAUCAUUCUCUGCAUAGAAAAGGCCUUGGCACAGUCUGGGAUAUCUAGGGAAGAUGUGAAUUACAUAAACGCACAUGCUACAUCUACACCAGCUGGAGAUAUUAAAGAGUUCCAGGCUCUUCUUCAUUGUUUUGGCAGGAAUCCUGAGUUAAGGGUGAACUCCACAAAGUCUAUGAUUGGUCAUCUGCUUGGGGCUGCUGGUGCUGUGGAAGCUGUUGCAGCAGUACAGGCAAUACGGACAGGUUGGGUUCAUCCAAAUAUAAAUUUGGAAAAUCCAGAUGAAGAAGUGGACACAAAUGUGCUUGUUGGCCCAAAGAAAGAGAGGUUGGACAUUAAGGCAGCAUUGUCUAAUUCAUUUGGGUUUGGUGGCCACAAUUCAACUAUCGUUUUUGCUCCAUACAAAUGAAAUAGUUCCAGUGUUGCUCCCCCAACAGUUGUGAUGCCGAAGGUCUGCAACAUCAUACAGAGUACAGAGAAGACGACAUCGGUAGAUGACCAAUUGUUAGAACAGCUGCAGGCUACAUUUAACCAUACAUACUGAGUUGGUUGCACAGCAAAGGUUUAGAGAAGACUCAAGUGUGCCUUUGCAAGGAAUAAUACUAGGCAUCAAGUGUCUGUUGUAAAGCUACUCUUGCUUUUGUUGUUGUGGAAGAUUUCGUUCACUCAUAAACAGCCAUUAAUGGGACUUUACUCUUUUAGUUGAGAAUAACGAUUGUGCAAGCACAUGUAGUUUGCACGAUUUUAAUUGUUGUUUUCAUGUACAAGCUGCUGAUAAGAUUUUGUUUCUAAACCCACUUGUAAUGAAAUAGAUCCCUUAGGUUGGUUCAACUUCUGAAGUACAAUGGUAG